Elgaria multicarinata webbii is the source of this 3830-nucleotide messenger RNA. RefSeq names its product zinc finger protein 420-like. Gene Ontology annotation, cellular component: nucleus. Lineage: Eukaryota; Metazoa; Chordata; Lepidosauria; Squamata; Anguidae. Gene Ontology annotation, biological process: regulation of DNA-templated transcription. The transcript is spliced from 6 exons. The coding region runs from base 140 to 3145 and encodes 1001 amino acids. The record is from RefSeq and is a predicted model, not a curated record.
GGAAAGCAGCCUGGGAGGUUUGCACGGUGUUUGCAUCUGCAAGCCUCUUUUCCACUGCAAAGGAGCAGGAAAGCCCUUGCCUGAACAGAGAAAUCGGGAGCAAAGCAAGGAGACCUUUUGAGUCCUGUUGAUAGCGGAGAUGGAGACGAAACUAAAGAUGGAAGAGCAAAACUUUGCAGCAAAAGGCACCCGUAUCAUCCAGGAAGGGAGCAGUGCAUUGCCCUGGGAAGGAAGAGGGCAGGAGAACGAGGCUGGGAGCAACACCAGCUCAGAUGUGGGGUGCCAGCACUUCAGGGAAUUCUCUUUUCAGGAAGCCAAGGGCCCCCGAGAGGUUUGCAGCCAACUCCACCGCCUUUGCUGCCAGUGGCUGAAGCCAGAAAGGAACACCAAUGCUGAGAUGCUGGACCUGGUGGUGCUAGAGAAGUUCCUCUCUGUCCAGCCCCCAGAGAUGGAGAGCUGGGUCAGAGAAUGUGGGGCGGAGACCAGUUCCCAGGCGGUGGCCCUGGCAGAAGGCUUCCUCCUGAGCCAGGCGGAGGACAAAGAGCAGGUGCAGCGGAUGUUGGAGAAAGCACCCACAGAUUCCCCUGAGGCAGAGGAGGCUCCACCGGGCAUCACACAGAGGCUGCUGGACAGGUGGAUCUUGCAGGAGGGUGACGGAGGACCCUCCUCACUGGGGAGUGAAGAGACCAGCAGAGAGGGUGAACGGACUCCUUCUCUUUGUGGUGGAGUGGAAGCGGUUUCUGCGCAGCCUGGACAGGGUCUGGUGAUCUUUGAGGACGUUUCUGUGCAUUUCUUGGAGGAGGAGUGGGCUCUGCUGAAUCCAGGUCAAAGGACUCUGCACAAGGAAGUCAUGGAGGAUAUACGUGGGAUCCUGGCCUCUCUGGGUGAUCUCAGAGAGAGCAAGAAUAAUGGGGUCCACCAGAGAAGGAAAACUGAAACUGAAGACAAGUGGGGAAACAAGUCCAUUUCUAUUGAAGGGUCAGACGACCAUGAAAUUCCAUUAGUAGAAGAACCAAGGAAAAGGAAUAUUCACAAUAGGAAGACACAGUGGAAAAGCUCUCAGUAUAUAGAGACGCAGAAGAUACACCUUACCAAACGUCAAAGAUUUCACUCAGGGGAGAAAAUAUUUCAGUGCUUGGAGUGUGAGAAGAAAUUCAGUUGCAACUCAGAUCUUUGCUUGCAUAAAAGAAUUCACACAGGGGAUAAGCCCUAUAAAUGCUCUGAAUGUGGAAAGGGUUUUACUCUGCGUUGGAAUCUUAAAGAACAUCAAUAUAUCCACACAGACAAGAAGCCCUUUAAGUGUGGUGAAUGUGGAAAGGGUUUCACUCAGAGCAGGAAACUGAAAGUCCAUGAAUAUAAACACACAGGGGAGACACCCUUUAAAUGCUCUGAAUGUGGAAAGAGUUUCAGUCAGAACAUGUACCUGAAAGCCCAUCAAAGCCUUCACACAGGAGAAAAGCCCUAUAAAUGCUCUGAAUGUGGAAAGAGCUUUACUCUGCGCUGGAAUCUUAAAGCACAUCAAUAUGUCCACACAGGCAAGAAGCCCUUUAAAUGUGCUGAAUGUGGAAAGGAUUUCACUCUGCACAGUUCUCUUAAAGCACAUCAAAAUAUUCAUACAGGCAACAAACCCUAUAAAUGUUCAGAAUGUGGAAAGAGUUUCACUCAGAGCAGUAAACUCAAAGCACAUCAAUAUAUUCAUUCAGGGGAGAGGCCCUAUAAAUGCUCUGAAUGUGGAAAGGGUUUCAGGAGUAACUAUAGCCUUACACGGCAUCAAAGCAUUCACGCAGGGGAGAAGCCCUUUAAAUGCUCUGAAUGUGGAAAGGGUUUCACUGAGCGGAGGAAUCUUAAAGCACAUCAAAGCAUCCACACAGGUGAAAAGCCCUUUAAAUGCUCUGAAUGUGGAAAGGGUUUCACUGAGCGGAGGAAUCUUAAAGCACAUCAAAGCAUUCACACAGGGGAAAAGCCCUUUAAAUGCUCUGAAUGUGGAAAGGGUUUCACUUUUCAUGUAAAUCUCAGAAAACAUCAGAUUAUCCACACAGGUCAGAAGCCCUAUAAAUGCUCUGAAUGUGGAAAGCGCUUCAAUCAGCACAGGAAUCUUAAAACACAUCAAAAUAUCCACACAGGUGAGAAGCCCUAUAAAUGCUGUGAAUGUGGAAAGAGUUUCACUUAUAGCAUGAGCCUGAAAGCACAUCAAUAUAUCCACACAGGGAAGAAGCCCUUUGAAUGCUUUGAAUGUGGGAAGGGUUUUAGUAGCAACGUGAGCCUUAAACACCAUCACAGAAUCCACACUGAUGAGAAGCCCUUUAAAUGCUCAGAGUGUGGAAAGAGUUUCAGUCGCAGUGUGUACCUUAAACACCAUCACAGAAUCCACACAGGCGAGAAGCCCUAUCAGUGCUCAGAGUGCGGGAAGGGUUUCAGUCGCAGCAUGAGACUUAAACACCAUCUCAGAAUCCACACAGGCGAGAAGCCCUUUAAAUGCUCAGAGUGUGAAAAGAGUUUCAGUCGCAGUGUGAGCCUUAAACACCAUCACAGAAUCCACACAGGCGAGAAACCCUAUCAGUGCUCAGAGUGCGGGAAGGCUUUCAGUAUCAGUUCAAGCCUUAACCGGCAUCAAAAUAUCCACGCAGGGGAAAAGCCCUUUAAAUGCUCUGAAUGUGGAAAGAGUUUCAGUCAGAGCAUGACACUGAAAGCACAUCAAAAUAUCCACAUAGGGGAGAAACCCCAUAAAUGUCCUGAGUGUGGAAAGGGUUUUUGUAGUAGCUCAAGCCUUAACCGGCAUCAAAGCAUCCACACAGGGGAGAAGCCCUAUCAAUGCUCAGAGUGUGGAAAGAGCUUCGUUGUGAACAGCCGCCUUAAGUUGCAUCAAAGGACUCACACAGGCGAGAAGCCCUUUAAAUGCUCUGAAUGUGGAAAGGGUUUUCGUUGCAGCAGGAGCCUUAAAAACCAUCACAGACUCCACACAGGGGAGAAGCCCUUUCAAUGCUCUGAAUGUGGAAAGAGUUACAGUUCCAGCACGAGCCUUAAAAACCACCACAGAAUCCACACAGGCGAGAAGCCCCAUGAGUGCUUAGAGUGCGGAAAGAGCUUUGCUCAAAGCGCACACCUUAAACGACAUCAAAGAAUUCACACAGAGGCAAAGCCAUAGAAGUGCUCAGAGUUUGGAAAGCAACUCAAUCAGACAUUGCACCUUGCCUCACAUCAAACGAUCUGCACCGGGGAGAAGCACUACGAAUGCUCUGUAUGUGGAAAGCACUUUUGACAGAGCUGACACUGUAACUUGCAUCCAAGAAUUCACACUGGAGAAAAUGCUUUGAGUGUGGAAAUGGUUUCCUGGUGCAGCUCAGAGCUUAAGCAACAACAAAUAAUUCACUCUGGGGAGAAGCCCUAUAAAUGCUCAAGUGCAGAAAAAGCUUCAGUCAGAGCAGCCACCUUAAGUUGCAUCAAAGCACUCACACGGGUGAGAAGUUGUAACUUGCAUGCACAGAGAAGAAAAGCCCUUUCAAAGCUCAGUGUGGAAAGGGUUUCGUUUUGCAGCUCAGACUUCAAGCAAGCUGGGAAAGCGGGCAUCCAAAUGGCAGAUGCAGUUCAUAGAAUCAUAGAAUAGCAGAGUUAGAAGGGGCCUACAAGGCCAUCGAGUCCGACCCCCUGCUCAAUGCAGAAAUCCACCCUAAAGCAAGUGUAAGGUGAUGCACGUUGGGGCAAAAACCCCGGAACUUCAAGUAUAACCAGAUGGGACCUGAGCUGACAGUGACCAAGACAGAGAUCUUGGGGUUGUGGUGGACAGCUUGAUGAAAAGGUCCACGUAGUGUGCGGCCGCUAUAAAGAAGGCA